AUAUUCUUUGCGCGCCAAAUAACAGGUUUUCCUGACAGAGUUGCCAGUGGCCAGUACGAGAUAGUUAGCAUCUGUGAACGGACGCGGACAGCGUCCAAUCGGCCGAUGUGAAGCAAUAUUGUUUACGUUAUAAAAUGCUUUGGUGCUUGACAAUUUUCCUGUUGGUGAGUCGCGCGGUCGCACAGAGCAAUGAGGGCGACUCCUGCGUGGACCAGUACACGAACACCGUGGGAACCUGCACCCUGGCUGACCGCUGCAAGACAGCUAAAGAAGACUUCCAGAAAAACGGCAUAAGCCCAACUUUCUGCAAAUACAGCGCGUUCGGCAGUCCAGUAAUAUGUUGCAAGGACCACUCCAACAUAUUGCAAGCUGCGCCGGCGCCGAGCAAUGACGGACCACCAGUUUGGGGUUCCGGCUCCGACACCAGGAGAGUGAGUGAACGAAAGUGCGAGCAGUACAGCCGAGGUGUGACAGAGAAAGUGGACUUCAUACCGUUGGUGCCAAACCCCGAAACCAUGUCGAUAUCGUCAGCCAAGUGCGAAUAUUCCGGUGUAGAACUCAUAGUGGGCGGAGAGAAGGCGAACCAGGGUGAAUUCCCGCACAUGGCGGCGAUAGGCUUCACCAAUUUCGACGGUGGUUAUAACUUCAGCUGUGGAGGUAGCCUCAUCAGUCCUCGCUUCGUGCUGACAGCCGGCCAUUGCAUCAGGGACCCUAAUGCCAGAAACCCAGAGCCGGUCAUUGUGAGACUUGGAGAUCAGAACAUAGACCCAAGUGUGAACGAUGGAGCUAGUCCUGUUGAUGUGCCAAUAAAAAAAAUCCACAAGCACCCUGAGUAUAAACCGCCAUCGAGGUACAACGAUAUUGCGCUGAUGGAACUGAACACAGACGUGGAAUUCGAGUCAGCCAUACGGCCAGCCUGCUUGUGGCGUCAAGGCAGUUUCGGGGGUCAUACAAAGGCCGUCGCCACUGGAUGGGGAGUUAUCGAUCCUGAUACCAGAGAACUAGCAAAAGAGUUGCAAAAGGUCUCGCUCAGUCUGUUCGGCGACGCUGACUGCGACGCUAGACUCAUGAACACUAGAUAUCGCCAUUGGAAAGGCCUCUCUGCGGGGCAAAUGUGCGCCGGUGAACUGAGAGGAGGGAAGGACACUUGUCAGGGCGAUUCCGGUUCCCCGCUGCAAAUAGCGUCAAAGGAAAAUCAAUGUAUAUUCCAUAUAAUCGGCAUUACUUCAUUUGGUAAACAGUGCGCCAAGAGCGGUCUACCUGCUGUUUAUACUAGAGUGUCCAGUUAUUUAGACUGGAUUGAAGGAAUUGUCUGGCCUGGAGAAUAAAAUAUUAAAUAUCUAUUUUUUUAAUGUA
Messenger RNA from Galleria mellonella (greater wax moth), 1356 nucleotides. RefSeq names its product venom protease-like. The transcript has 10 exons. Gene Ontology annotation, biological process: proteolysis. NCBI's taxonomy places the organism in Eukaryota, Metazoa, Arthropoda, Insecta, Lepidoptera, Pyralidae. The record is from RefSeq and is a predicted model, not a curated record. The coding region runs from base 135 to 1328 and encodes 397 amino acids. Gene Ontology annotation, molecular function: serine-type endopeptidase activity.